Messenger RNA from Linum trigynum, 1265 nucleotides. Lineage: Eukaryota; Viridiplantae; Streptophyta; Magnoliopsida; Malpighiales; Linaceae. The record is from the annotation of a GenBank genome assembly.
GAAAGCAGCCACUUUAUCAUUUCCUGGCGAAUCAGAGCCACCUAAUUAAAGGCGAUCCCGCUCUCCGUUCCCCACUUCUGUGCACAUCCCUUUUCCGUCGAAGGAGACGCUCUUCUUCGCUUCUGCUCUCUCUAUAUUCUCUCAUCUUGCAAUAUCUCUAGGUUCAGCUUUCCUUCCCUGAGAAGAAUCGAACAUAAUGGCAAAUGCAGCAUCUGGGAUGGCAGUCCACGACGACUGCAAAUUGAAAUUCUUGGAGCUUAAGGCAAAAAGAACCUAUCGCUCCAUAAUUUUCAAGAUCGAGGAGAAGCAAAAGCAAGUUAUUGUGGAGAAGCUUGGUGAUCCAAGUCAAAGCUACGAGGAUUUUGCUGCUAGCAUCCCUGCUGAUGAGUGCCGCUAUGCUGUUUAUGAUUUUGACUUUGUCACGGUGGAGAACUGCCAGAAGAGCAGGAUAUUUUUCAUUGCAUGGUCUCCUGACACAGCGAGGGUGAGAAGCAAGAUGAUUUACGCGAGCUCGAAAGACAGGUUCAAGAGAGAGCUCGAUGGAAUUCAGGUAGAGUUGCAAGCAACUGAUCCUACGGAGAUGGGGCUUGACGUGUUCAAGAGCCGUGCAAACUGAAGGGGGACCUAUACAGGAUCAUCCCAGAGUGGCUUGUUGCCAUUCAGGAUUUGCAUCUAAUGGGGGUGAAAUGUUUAUAUUUUGGUGAUGAGUGGAGAGUUUUAUGAUACGGAGUUUCAGAGUUUGAUCUGCUGAUCUAAAGUCUUUUUUUGUUCAUUCGAAGCUGCAUACUGACAUUGGCUACAUUUUGUUAUUUUGUGAUCCAUAGAACCUCUUUGUGUCUGAGUGCAUUUCUUGUAGUUGUAUGUCUACGGGCUAAUCUGUAACUGGUUGUUUGUGGAGGGGUGAGUUGAAGGUGGAGAAGUGCUGAACCAUCCAUUCUACUACUUAGGUUGCUGAGGGGGUGCCUCAUAGCCUGCAGUUAUCAAGUCUUCUCUUGCUAUGCACUACUGUUACUAUAAGAUUUACUUGUGAAAGCUAUGGUUCUCUCAUAUGCAUUCUGUUCUUUCCCUGGCUCUUAGACUUGGCAAUCGGGUUGGGCUGGGAAUCUCGGGUUGGGUUGUCAUGGGUCGGGUCAUCUUGGGUAGGCUGAUUUCAAAUCAAUAUUGACCCAAUCCAUCGGGUUUGGGUUGGGUUUCGGGUCAUUUCAGAUUACGAAUGUUCUCAGAAACAAUAUCAAACAUGCUUUUCAUAAAAUUUUAACGAAUGC